Messenger RNA from Labeo rohita (rohu), 1812 nucleotides. It is a transcript of the gene asgr1b, whose product is annotated as asialoglycoprotein receptor 1b. The record is from RefSeq and is a predicted model, not a curated record. NCBI's taxonomy places the organism in Eukaryota, Metazoa, Chordata, Actinopteri, Cypriniformes, Cyprinidae. Bases 91 to 1344 code for a protein of 417 amino acids. The transcript is spliced from 13 exons.
GCCACUCCACUGAGGAAAGGCCCGGCUGCAGGUAACCCUGCCUGUGACAGGUUAGUUCUUGGACGUUGGAAGGUCACGAAGAGGCUUGCAAUGGCAGAGUUUAAGCAUAUUCAGGACUCCAGCAGCGACUCACAGAGCAAUUUUUACUGCAUACUAAAAGAGGAUACGAACACGAGGCCAUCACGCACAAGGAAAGAUUGCUUAUGGAGUAAAGAGUUUUGCUUUCUACUGAUUUGUGGAAUUAUCAUAUUCUUCGUGGCUCUGUUAAUCACAGUCUCUGUAAAGUUGACACACCAGUACAGUAAACUGACUGAGGUAGAGAAUGAAGUGGCCAAUCUGACAUCUUCUGUAGCCUUACUUUCUUCAAACCAUCAAGACUUGAUGAAACACCAAUACAGUAAACAAACUGAGGUAGAGAAGGAAGUGGCCAAUCUGACGUCUUCUGUUGCUUUACUUUCUUCAAACCAACAAGACUUGAUGAAACACCAAUACAGUAAACAAACUGAGGUAGAGAAGGAAGUGGCCAAUCUGACGUCUUCUGUCGCUUUACUUUCUUCAAACCAACAAGACUUGAUGAAACACCAAUACAGUAAACUGACUGAGGUAGAGAAUGAAGUGGCCAAUCUGACGUCGUCUUUAGCUUUACUUUCUUCAAACCAGCAAGACUUGAUGAAACACCAAUACAGUAAACUUACUGAGGAAGAGAAUAAAGUGGCCAAUCUGACGUCUUCUCUCGCUUUGCUUUCGUCAAACCAGCAAGACUUGAUGAAACACCAAUACAGUAAACUGACUGAGGUAGAGAAUGAAGUGGCCAAUCUGACGUCGUCUUUAGCUUUGCUUUCUUCAAAUCAACAAGAUAUACAUGACAGAUUUAUGGAGAUGCUUGGUGAACUGAAAGCAGAUCUGGAGAGCAGAAUAACGAAUUUGACUCGGCAUAAACCUCUUCUGAGCUGUAAAGCUGGGUGGCAACUUUUUCUUUCCAACUGCUAUAAAUUUUCUAGUGAUGAAAAGAACUGGCAAACGGCACGUUCAUCCUGCAGUGGACAGGGCGCCCUGCUGCUCAUCCUGGGGAAGGACUCCAGGGAGUGGGAUUUUAUUGUGCAACACGCUGUCCAGUCAUCUAAAUCCUACUGGAUUGGUCUUACAGAUGCGAUAACUGCCAAUUGGAGAUGGGUUGAUGGAACACCCUACACCAUGAACAGCAGUCAGUGGGAGCCUGGAGAACCAAAUAAUAGCAUGGGAAAUGAGGACUGUGGAGAACUAACCAAAUCUGGGAAACUGAAUGAUGCCCGAUGCUCAAGGAAUUUCAAUUUUAUCUGUAAAGCACCAGCCAGUGAAAACUAACCAAUUAAUGUGGCACUGAAUUGUAAUGGUAUUCAAACAGUACUGAUAUUCUGAGAAAUAUGCAGAAGUGAAAUGGUGGAGGAUUUUUAAAAACAGUAUAUAACAUUGCAUGUACAAGCUGUAAGUCAAAGAUGAAAAUCAGCAAGCAAAGGGGGAAAAAGCAUUUUGGUGUUGCUCAUAUAGUGACAUUAAAGACACAAUGUUUAACCUGCUACUGCAGCAGGACUAUGACAAGUUUAUGCUGGACAGUAGGAGCCCUGGGCAUCUUUCUUGUAGUGUUUUUCAGUAGAAAGGUCUAAUACUGCCUAUUCCAAAAGUGCAUGUGCAAUAAUUGUUAUGGCUCACUGAACAAGCAUGACAUUUUUUAAACCCUUUCCAAUAAAGAUCUGUAAAGCUUAUUUGAAUUUUACAAAAUAUACAGCAUACACCACCUCUAAAUAAAUAUAAAAUAUUUAUUUUCUUAAUGAU